Molecule: messenger RNA, 2775 nt
Organism: Vitrella brassicaformis
Lineage: Eukaryota; Vitrellaceae
Source: the annotation of a GenBank genome assembly
CAAUAUAUAUAUCCCUUUCUCCGGCCACAUCUCCUCUAUUUCUUCGUCUUUUGGGCUGGUUCUUGGUUUGUCUGACGCGCCUCAUCCCCCACCCCUCCCAACUUAUUCCAGUUGAGCGCCGAAUACACUUGUGUGGCCUCAAUGGGCAUUGCAAAUACAUCAAUGGAACGACGCCAUGCAGGACCAUGACCCAGGACGCCCCUGUGCCACAGACCAGGAAGCGGAGACACACUUGGUGGAGACGAGGAUCACUGCGUGGUCAUUCUUCCUCUUUUGAAGAACACAUGCACAUGGACCACAUGGAACACGUGCGCUGUGACUGAAUGCAGCUGUGUUUUCAGACAAAACUGGAGCUUAUGAGUAAGUCAGUCACUUCACACAACGUUACGAACACUUGACAGCUGUCCAGUGUAUUCAGGUUCUUCGCGAUCACCAUGCCGAGGCUGCUUCCCGACGGCACCUUUGAGUACACUGCCGAGGACUACGCUGGCCUCGCCGAGACCCUCGGUGUCAACUUGUUUGCACCGUUGUCUGAUAUCAAGAAGAACUCCCGCCGGCUCUCUCUGGUACGAGCGCAUGCACCGCGAUGAGGGAGCAUUGGCAAUGAGGAGUUGUGCGGUUGGGGGUGGGUUCAAUGUGUGUGUGUAUGUGCAGGAAAACCAUCCAGAUAAGGGAGGCUCCCACGAGGCGAUGUAGCAGCUUAACGAGGCUGCCGACGCCCUCGCGGAAGUGGCGGAGCGCCGCGAGCGCCAGUCCAUCCAGGUGGGUGCACACCGCCGUGACACAUACAAGCCAUACCAGCCGAGCAUACGUUUGGCAGAGCAGGCCAUUGCAUUCUGCCAGCAAGAGCACUCUACGGUCACCAUGCCGAGGCUGCUUCCCGACGGCACCUUUGAGUACACUGCCGAGGACUAUGCCGGCUUCGCCGAGACCCUCGGCGUCAACCCAUUUGCACCGCUAGCUGAUAUCAAGAAGAAGUACCGCCAGCUCUCCCUGGUACGAGCGCAUGCACCGCGAUGAGGGUGCAUUGGCAAUGAGGAGUUGUGCGGUUGGGGGUGGGUUCAAUGCGCGUGUGCGCGCGUGUGUGUGUGUGUCCUGCAGAAGGGCCACCCAGAUAAAGGAGGCUCGCACGAGACGAUGCAGCAGCUUAACGAGGCUGCCGACGGCCUCACGAAAGUGGCGGAGCACCGCGAGCGCGAGUUCAUCAAAGUGGGUGCACACCGCCGUACACGUAUACACACCAGCCAUGCCAGCAAGAGCACACGUGUUGGUCACACUGCAAUGCAUUCUGUGCAGGGUGCCAAGAAGAUCUGGGGGUUCUCGCUGUGGCAGGGGCGCCUGCUGAAGAAGAAGGAACAGGAGCAACGGGAGCAAUACAACCAGUACGAGGAGGUGAGCGCCGCGCCGCCCAUAGCCUGCGCUCACAUACACCCCCCCCACUGGCCCUUUCUGUCUCUCGCGUAUGCGCGUGUUGCGUGAUUGAUUCACUCAGAUGAUGGAGGCCCGAAGGGAGGCCCGAAGGGAGGCCCAAAGGGAGAUCGACAGGAAGCUCGAGGAGCUCAAGAAGAAGAAGGAGGAGAGCGAUAAGAAGAAGGAGGGGUGCGAUAAGGGCACCAAGGAGAGCCAGGACGAGAGCGUGUGCGCUGCCAACACGACCGACUCGGCCUCCCCCAAAUCCUCCCAAACCCAUCCCACGGCCACCGCCAGCCGCACACACGACCAGGACAGCACGGACUCAUUCACCACGCACAGCACACACCCUGCCUGCGCCGACGAGGACAGCAUAGAGCUGCCGGCCGGCGUCGAGAUAGCGGUGGGGCUGGUUGCCGAGCAGGGCCCUGCGGCGCACGGGCAGUAGGAGAGGGGGGAGAGGGAAUGAGUGGGGGCGAAGGAAGCUGCUCUGGUGCCAGCCGCUUCUCGAUCCAUCGCGAGAUACAGGGGUGAGGGAGAUAGAAGAAGAAUACGAGCAUGAAUGACAGAUCGAUCGCGAGACGGAUGUGCGUCAUCUCUCCUUUGUUUCUCCCCAUUGUCUGUAUCUAUCUGCAGGCCUGAAUCGGUGCCUACAUUUUAUAUCCGGUGGCUCCUUCUUUUCCCUUCGUCCUGCACCGAUUUAUUGCAAGGUGUGCGCCCAAGCCUCCGUUCUAGCUGACACCACACUAAGAUCAGCAGGUUUCGGCGCCUCCGAGAUACUCCGAGAGGGCCGCCUCAGGCCCUCGGGUUGCCCAUCUCGAUAACUCAUCCCACACAGGGUAGCACGCAUGCAAAUAGAGCGAGGCACGUGUGUGAUGGAUGGUUCGGCAGCACACGACAAGGCCGGCUUCCCGCCAAUGAUCUAUGCGGGCCGGGCCACUCAUCCGACCUUCUGGUCAGAACUCGUACAGCCAACACUCAAGUGAGCAGGAAGGCUGGCUGGCUGGCAUGACACUCCUGCGCUCUUUGUGUUCAGGCGAGUCACCGCCCCCCCGUGUGUACAGACUGCAUGCCAUGGCGUGUGUCAUGCACAGGAUGGACGGAUGGAAGGAUGGAUGGAUGGAUGGAUAAAUGGACACCUGUGUACAGAGGGUGGUGUGGCGUGGUGUGGUGGUGUCAUCCAUCGGCAAUGAGAAAGCUGUGAUUAAAGCCAAGAGCUGGCAGUCGAUCUCGUCAAAGGAACCAGCUCCUUCAGUCAGUCAUGUGUCCAGUUUCUCGGCGGCAAAACACCAUGCAUGUUUUUGAGUGGGAGAGAGGCACUCAGAUGGUCAAGCAAUGGAAAAGCUGCGGUUUUUUGCUCAGGAG